Molecule: messenger RNA, 3291 nt
Organism: Actinia tenebrosa (Australian red waratah sea anemone)
Lineage: Eukaryota; Metazoa; Cnidaria; Anthozoa; Actiniaria; Actiniidae
Product: vacuolar protein sorting-associated protein 54
Biological process (GO): retrograde transport, endosome to Golgi; Golgi to vacuole transport
Cellular component (GO): GARP complex
Molecular function (GO): syntaxin binding
Source: RefSeq, a predicted model, not a curated record
UUUUCUCUAAACAACAUUUCUUUGAAAAUGUUCGUGAAUUUUGCGUGGUUUCGACUGGAUUUUUAUAGAAUUUUGUUUAUGUCUUGAAACAAAAAUGAGUCCCAGCCUUACAUAAUUCCCAUGGAAUCGACGCUAAGUUAAGAUAAUUACCAGAAGUCUUUAUUUCCAAGAGUUUGUUAGGAUCAAACAUUACUUAUUCACAGCAAGUCUAGACCCGAAGAUGCAGACGUUGUUAUUGAAGCUGUAGUUUUAUGUUAAUGAAAUGUUAAGGACUGCGGAUUCUAACGAAACAAGUCCAUGGCAGAGCUGCGGUGUUUGUCCUGACAAGAGGAUUUUCCGCUUCCCGAAGGAUUUCAGCGCUCAUUUACGACAAUUUCAUUGCACGAAGGAAGGUGGUUCCUUUGUUUGUAGAUAUGGGAGAAAUGGCGUCUGUCCUUCUCUUCCAGUAGACGGAGUUAGCGAUAAAGAUUAUGAAUCACACGUGGAGAAAAACCACAUCAGGUUGGACAAAGCCAUUGAAUUACCAUCACCAAGAGAGGAUCUACCAUUUGCAAGACCAAGGAUUCCACCAAUCGUCUUCAAGGACACGGACAACUUUACAGUAUACUCUUCCACCCAGAAUCUCCCAGCUGUUUUAAAUGACCCUCGCUACAAUAAACGACACGCAGACUUGUUCACCAGGACAUGGGGAGAGGAGUUUGUACCCCAUCCUGUACCACCUCUUACGCUGCUGCAUUCAGUUCCUUUUGCAUACUUUGAAGAUUACCUCAAAAGAAUUGAAAUGAGGUUAAAGCUACACCAUAAACUGAAGAAAACAUUGGAGCCAAGUUUAUCAACUGCGCAACCUGGAGAUACUGGUUUUAGUGCUGCCGCAUUAGCUGCUGCCAGAAGACAAAGUGUUCAAGAUAGAGCGGGGGACAUCAAYGUCAUUCCAAAGGUGUUUAUGCAGCCUGGAUUCAGUCUAGAAAACCCAGAAACCUUCCAGUCUGUUCUCCCUUGGUCUUUAGUGACAGCUGAGCCAUCAAAGGCAGAACAAGAUAGGGCUGGGCUGAUGAACACAACUAGAAACUCUGCUAAACUUUUACAAGAAAAGCUUUCCCACUACCUGGACAUUGUAGAAAUGAACCUAGCAUACCAGAUAUCCUUGAGAUCAGAGGAUUUCUUCAGCGCUAUGGCUUCACAAGAUCAACUACAGGAUCAUAGACCACAGAGUUUGCUUACAUUCAUCAGGUUGAAAAUCAAGAAAGUUUCAGAGGUCCUUUGUCAAGGUAAUCUUGAGAUGCUUAGAUUGACAGCACUGAGGUCCAAGUACUCCACUGUUUAUGAGAAGCUCAAGUUGAUGUCCACAGUUCACCAGACACAGCCUACAAUACAACUUUUACUUGCAACGUCUGAUUUUGUUGGGGCUCUGGAUCUAAUAUCAACUACGCAAGAGGUGUUACAACAAGAACUGGCCGGUAUACAGAGUUUUAGUUUCAUUCACCUCUACCGAGAUGAAGCUUAUUCUACUAUCAAGACCAGUAUCAAACAGACUGUUCAAAGUGUCGUAGCAAGCCUCAAAACUGGCAAUGAGGAGGAAAGCCAAAGCCUGAAUGAAACUAUGAGGGGACUAGACUACGAGCAGUGGCUGCGAAUGCUGAAAGAAGUUUUUCAUGCUUCACUAGAUAUCUUACACAAAAUGAAGAUAUUACAUAAAAGCAUUGUCAGUGUUCUGGCUAUUGCUGCUGGGAACUCUCAGUUGAAGUCUUCUGAUGACCCAGAUGAUUAUAUAACAGAAAAUAUCCGAGAGGAGGCUGAAAAUUUACAGCUAACUUGYGAUGUAGAUGUGCUGAUUACGAAGAGUGAGCUGAAUAAGCUCUCCCAGGAAAGCAAAGAACUGUUGUGUGCAGCAUGUGAAAUGGCACAAGUGAGAUGCGCCAAACUUAUCAACAUCAGAGCAAAGGUAUGUAUCCAUCCACGAGGAAAAGAUCCCAAGUUUUUAUUAGGUACGGCCCAAGAAGUAAGAGCCACAACGACAUCCCACUUGAUGAUCAAUGGCCAGAAAUUCCCAGUAGUCGGGACGGUGCUUUUGCUUCUAAAAAUGGUGGUAGAAUAUUGCCAAUGUGUAGAUGAUACRCCAAUGUUAGCCACAGACAUCAUGAAUAAGCUCUUUGAAAUUCUUAAGUUAUUUAAUUCUCGGACAUGCCAGCUGGUGUUGGGAGCUGGUGCUCUGCAGCUAGUAGGACUGAAGACAAUUACAGUUAAACAAUUAGCAUUGGCCUCAAGGUGUCUGCAGGUCAUAUCUAUACAUAUACCAGUUUUUAAAUCACACUUUGAAGAGCGACUUCCUCCAAAGCAAUACGUGCUUCUGUCACAGUUUGACCAAAUUCGAAAAGACUAUGAUAAUCAUCAAUUAGAACUAAAUGGCAAGAUAGUUGGUUUGAUGGAAGAAGCCUUCAGGUCCUAUCUAUCUCAGUGGGAGGUAAAGCCUCCAAUGCCUUCACAAGCAAUGAGAAGUAUUGUAAAGAAGACUGUUAAAUUACAUGAAUCAUUGUCUACUAUAUCUUCCUCAAACCAAAUAGAGAUAUUAUUUAAAGAAAUCAAAAGAGUAUUUAAGAACUGCUUAGCAGAGAAAUUGGAAGUUCUACGAGUAUCAAAUGAUGGUGGACCACAACAUGGGCUGGUGACAUCAGACUUAGCAUUUUUCAUAGAAAGUCUUCGAUCUCUUCAUGGAAUGAGAGAUAUUGGUAAAGUACUUGACGAYGUGUGGAAAGCAGUAAACGAAUUGAGAAAUGCAAAGAAUUCUCCUGCAACAGGAAGGAAAGCAAGUCUACAAAAAUAAUCUAAUUUCAUUCAAGAAGGGUGCUUUAAUUGAUUUUUAUGUUUGUGGAUUAUCUUGGGGGGAGGGGUGGGGUGGCACUUCAUGAUAAUGUUGAAUUAUAAGAGCAAUGGGUAAAACAGUGACCUAUUUCAAAUUCAAAUUAUCUGUGCCAGUAAUGUUUUGUAUAAUAAAUGAUUACUUCUCACAUGUCAUAUGGCAUAGAAAAACCUUUUUAACUUCAAUAAGCCACAAUCAAACUAUGAAAUGUUUUGGGGUCAUUCAUCAGCUUACCCCAUGUAGAAUCAAUACUGAGAAUAUUGUCACAAGGGUUAUAGGCACUAUAUAGGCACAUAGUAUUAUUUAUCAAAUGUGAACCACAUUUCACCUGUGAAAGGAAAUAUUAAUCUUGAAUGAAUUUAACAAGACGACGGGCUUUUUAACUAUAAAAUGUUGAAUUAAAGAACCUUAAAUAAAAUGUACAUAGACUUACA